AUGGCAGCCCAGACACAAACACAGUCUCAGCGACCUCAAAUUCAGCCUUGCCGGUACAAGACCGGGAAGACAUUGGGAGCGGGCUCCUACUCGGUCGUCAAAGAAUGCGUACACAUCGAUACCGGGCGGUAUUUUGCUGCCAAAGUGAUCAAUAAGCGGUUGAUGACUGGUCGAGAGCAUAUGGUUCGAAAUGAAAUCGCCGUGCUUAAACGUGUUUCAAUGGGACACCAGAACAUCCUUACUUUGGUCGAUUACUUCGAGACCAUGAAUAAUUUAUAUCUUGUCACCGAGUUGGCUCUUGGAGGAGAGCUAUUCGACCGAAUCUGCCGCAAAGGAAGCUAUUACGAAGCCGACGCAGCAGAUCUUAUCCGAGCGACUCUCUCGGCUGUUGCAUAUUUGCACGACCAUGGAAUCGUGCAUCGUGAUCUCAAACCAGAGAACUUGUUGUUUCGCACGCCGGAGGAUAACGCAGAUCUCUUGAUUGCGGAUUUUGGACUGUCUAGAAUCAUGGACGAAGAGCAAUUUCACGUUCUUACGACGACAUGUGGGACACCGGGUUAUAUGGCACCUGAGAUUUUCAAGAAGACGGGACAUGGCAAGCCCGUAGAUAUAUGGGCCAUUGGAGUUAUCACUUAUUUCCUUCUCUGCGGAUACACACCGUUUGACCGCGAAUCUAAUCUCGAGGAGAUGCAGGCCAUCCUCGUUGCAGACUAUUCUUUUACACCCCUUGAGCACUGGCGAAGUGUUUCCCCUAGUGCUCGCCAGUUUAUUAACCGCUGCCUAACAAUCGAUCCUCAGGCGCGAAUCACUGCUCAUGAAGCUCUUCAGCACGCAUGGAUCAACAACGACCCGUCGUUGAAACAAGGCGAAGAUCUCCUGCCCACCGUUAAGAAGAACUUCAACGCUCGCCGCACUCUCCACAAGGCCAUUGACACGGUCCGUGCCAUCAAUAAGCUCCGUGAAGGAGGCAGCCUGAUGAUGGACGGAGUGACCAGCGUCAACCCUCGACCAGAACGGGUGGAUGGUAACGAUGUAUACGAUGAAACCAAAAACCCCGCUCAACAGACGGAUGGCGACCCAAUGGUAAUCGACAGCCGUAGCAAUGCCAUCGGCCAAACGGGGGAUCAGAUCCGCGAGCAAGAGCGCAAAGUCAAAGAGGUGGUGACUGGCCUAUGGAGUAAAACCGCAGGGGGUAACAGGCGUUGA
Molecule: messenger RNA, 1206 nt
Organism: Talaromyces rugulosus
Lineage: Eukaryota; Fungi; Ascomycota; Eurotiomycetes; Eurotiales; Trichocomaceae
Exons: 4
Coding region: 1-1206 (401 amino acids)
Biological process (GO): protein phosphorylation; cellular response to oxidative stress
Molecular function (GO): calcium/calmodulin-dependent protein kinase activity; calmodulin binding; ATP binding
Source: RefSeq, a predicted model, not a curated record